Messenger RNA from Sphenostylis stenocarpa, 315 nucleotides. The record is from the annotation of a GenBank genome assembly. Lineage: Eukaryota; Viridiplantae; Streptophyta; Magnoliopsida; Fabales; Fabaceae.
AUGGAAGGAGACAGCCAGCUGACAAAGGCAGUGAAUUUUUGGAAGUUUGAGCAAUCGUCUGGUUGUGGUAGAAGAACUUAUUGCGUUUUUAGCCAACCAACUUUACAGGGGAAAAAUAAGGCACCACAUGAAUAUUCUUUUCGAUUUGCAAAUUUUUACUUCACUUUUCCAGAGAUAUAUACGAUGUAUGCCAAUCUCCCUCAUGUUCGUUCAUCUUGUCUCUUAAGGAGAAAUUUCGAUCAAGAUAGCUAUCAAUCAACACUUGGAUUGAUCUUGUCGUAUACAGGUUUCGAUUUUGGUGCAGAUCGCAAGUAA